AGGUUUGAGUAUUUGUUUUUUGUUAUUUCUAUGGCGGAUACUGUCAGCAAGGAAGAGUUGGAUCCCUAUUAUGAGCAGAUUCGCCGCCUGCCUGUGAAGUGUUCGACUACCAUCCGUUUUUUCGAAAGAGAGAGUGGGCUCAUCACAGUGUAUGACAGUGACGCGGAGCUACUGGCACAGAAAUUUUUCCGCUCCAAUGGGGUGGUUAAGAAGUGGGGCAGUAGAAAUGUGAUUUACAUCAACCUCAGUCUGAACAACUUCGAGAGUGUACUGAGAGAGGCUCUGCUUUCUUGGCACUACAGAGUGGAGUUGUAUGUGAAGGAGAGUGGUGGCUGGGUGCUACUGAAGAAGGCCUCUCCUGGCAACUUGACCCACUUCGAAGACGACCUGUUCGGGACAGAAACCGACUCCACCGCCAAUGCUAGGUCUAAUGACUCAAUGGAUUCGAUUACCUCCUGCUUUGUGUCCAUCCGAGUUGUGGCAUCGUCCGAUUCGGUGGGGGGUGGCGGAGGACUGACGGUGGGAUUGGCCUUCGUUGAUGUCAUCUUGAGGGACAUAUCAGUGGUGCAGUUCUCCGACUCUGUCCAUUUGUACCAACUGGAGACAGUCUUGUUCAGAAAGGGACCCAAAGAGGCGAUUGUGGAGAAGGGGACGAUUGACAAGUGUCUAGCGGCAGUGCUGCAGAGGUCCCGCAUCCUCGUGUCAGAAGUGGCCCGCAAUGCUUUCGACAUUUCCAGUCUCACUCAGGAUCUCAACACCCUCCUCAUUCCAAGAAAAAAACAGCAGCCGGUGAGUGCGGCAUCUCUGCCCGAGAUGGAGUUGGAUGUAGCAUGUAAGGCAUUAUCUGGAGCAAUCAAACACUUAGACUUGGUGUCGCAAUUUGGAUCUCAGUUUAAACUGGGCACUCUGGCUGAUUUGAACUACAUGCGACUGGACUCCAGUGCGAUCAAGGCGCUGCACCUGCUCCCAGAUCCUCUGGAGGGAGUCACUAGGGACAAGUGUCUGUCAGGUCUGUUGGACAAGUGUCGCACUGGGCAGGGUCACCGUCUGCUGAGGCAGUUUCUCAAACACCCCCUGACGGAUGUACGACUGAUUGAGGAGAGGCUGGACUGUGUGUCUGUACUGGUUGGCAACAGUGACUUGAGGAGGCAGCUGCAUGACCAUUUGCUCCGCCGCAUCCCAGACGUCCAGAGGAUAUCUGCUCGGUUCCAGAAAAACAAAGCCAGUCUCAAGGAUGUUUACAAGGUGUAUCAAGGAAUUGAAGUGCUUCCCAAUCUAAUUUCGACGAUUGAGAGCAGCCAAUUGCAGGAGGGUUCGAAUGCGUCAGCCUUCAACGAGAAGUUCUUCCAGCCUCUGAGGGACGUCGCGUUGGAUCUAGGUAAGUUUGUGGAGAUGGUGCCCAAAGUGGUGCACUUGGAAAAGGUGAACGAGGGCGUGUUCAUGAUCAACCCCCACUUCAUGGAACACCUGAAGGACACUCACGAGGAGAUGGAGGCCAUGAAGGGGCAAAUGAGGGAGGCGCUUUGCCAGGUGGGCAGAAAGAUAGACAGGGAGCCGGACAAGGGCGUGAAGUUGGAGAACCACCCAAACCACGGAUACUGUUUCAAGGUGACAAUCAAGGAUGAUAAACUGGUGCGUCAGUGGGGGGAUUUGAAGUGGCUGGACAGUAAGAAGGACGGUAUCCGCUUCACCAACGACCGAAUGCUCAAAUUGAGUGCAGAUUAUUCGGCCAAGGCGAGUGAGUAUGAGGAACAGCAGAAAGAGGUGGUGGACAAAGUGCUGGAUGUCACCAAGGGGUACCUGGAGCCGUUGUACCGACUGAGUGAAGUGAUCGCAGAGUUGGAUGUGUUGACUGGGUUCGCUGUGUUCAUCAGCACAGCUAAAGGCACUUAUGUGCGGCCGCAUAUUCUUCCAGGGGGCAGGGAGUUGAGAGUGAGUGGACUGCGACACCCCUGCGUGGAGAAAGAGGACAAUGUCUACUUCAUACCUAACAACCUCACUCUUAAAAGAGACCUCGAGGAGUUCAUACUCAUCACAGGGCCCAAUAUGGGAGGCAAGUCGACCUUCAUCCGGUCUGUAGGCAUAGUUUGUCUCAUGGCCCAAGUGGGCUGCUAUGUCCCCUGUGACGAAGCCCACCUGUCUGUAGUUGACGCCAUCAUGGCCAGAAUUGGAGCGGGAGACUCCAUCGAAAAGGGCGUGUCCACUUUCAUGGCGGAGAUGGUGGAGACUAAUGUGAUUCUUAACACAGCCACGGAGAACAGUCUGGUCAUUAUUGACGAACUCGGAAGAGGCACUUCGACGUUUGAUGGAUUCGGACUGGCCAUGGCCAUAUCUGAACACAUACUCACCAGAAUAAAACCGUUCGCCCUGUUCGCCACUCACUUUCACGAACUGACUGCUUUGGCCAACAAGUAUGAUACGGUGAAGAACUACCACUUCACUGCCUCUGUGGAGAACAAUGAAGUGAUCAUGAUGUACAAAAUGAAUCCAGGAUAUUGUGAUAGUAGUUUUGGGAUCCACGUGGCAAAGAUGGUGAAGUUCCCCGAGGAUGUGUUGGAGGAGGCAGAGCGGAAGGCGCAGGAGUUGGAGUGGCCCCCCUUCUCACCAGAGGACGACAGGAUCAUGCACGAGUUCAUGCAAAGAGUGGAGGCAGUUGCGCAGGCAGACCACGAGGACCACGAAAGAACUCAUUUGGAAGGGGGGCAUGAUUUGGAACAGCACAAGAUAGACACGAUAAGAGAAAUGUACCAACAUUUGAUGCAGCAGCACCCAAACUCACAAGUCGCACAACUUGUUCGAAACAUGUUCUGCAAAGCAUAACUAAAGAGACUUAAACAACUAGUAAGACACUGUUCAGUGACUACGGCAACCACCCUCCACCUUUGUUUUGCUAAAUU
Molecule: messenger RNA, 2897 nt
Organism: Symsagittifera roscoffensis
Lineage: Eukaryota; Metazoa; Xenacoelomorpha; Acoela; Convolutidae
Product: DNA mismatch repair protein Msh2-like
Exons: 14
Coding region: 31-2820 (929 amino acids)
Biological process (GO): mismatch repair; mitotic recombination
Cellular component (GO): MutSalpha complex; nucleus
Molecular function (GO): ATP binding; mismatched DNA binding; ATP-dependent DNA damage sensor activity
Source: RefSeq, a predicted model, not a curated record